This is a messenger RNA of Drosophila innubila, 1716 nucleotides long. RefSeq lists its product as uncharacterized. The record is from RefSeq and is a predicted model, not a curated record. Lineage: Eukaryota; Metazoa; Arthropoda; Insecta; Diptera; Drosophilidae. The transcript is spliced from 2 exons. The coding region runs from base 10 to 1647 and encodes 545 amino acids.
UCCUCAGUUAUGGAUUUAAUGCUGAAAUUAUCCGAACAAGUGCAAGAGCAAUUGUCAAAUAUGCAGCAGCAGGAGGAGGGCGGAGGAGACGUGCCCUUUCGCUCAGUGUAUACCCUCAAUGGGAAUCCCAUACUACCUCCCUUGAUGACACCUGAGCGACGUCUUGAGAUGCAACAACUUCGUGACGCCGCCGUGGCAAUUGAAAAGCAGCUGGACAAUGAGCUAAAUAAUAAAUAUAAUCAUGGUAAUCGUAAGCGUUGGCUCAACAGUGACUGCUGUCAGUUUGUGGAUGCCAGCACCAGCACGGAUCCCCAACUGCCACAGCAGCCAUUGAUCAUCGCCGGACGCUUGAAGCAGCAGCUGCAAUUCUCCGAGACUCUGAUCUAUGACAACAAUCGCAAUGCAAUCAUUAAGUUUGUUAGACCAGAUCAGAUCAAGUUGAUGCAGCUGCUGCUUGAGGAAUGUCCAGAGAUGAGGGCACAGCUGGCCGUGAUUAUAGAAGCUUGUCCCAAGUUUGCCACGCUAACAAUCAAUUCAAGGGAAGAGCAACCGAAGCCAAAAGCAGCGGAAACGGAAACUGAAACUGAGAUCGAAUCUGAGUUGGAGUUGGAGUCAAAGCCAGAGCCUGCGACUCCAAACGAGUAUCUAGAGAAGGAAACUGAAACUCCAACCAAGGAAGCAACAACUGCGAAGGACAGAGCCCUUAAGGAUCUCAUAGGUGUAGCCCGAAAAUUGAAAGAGAAUAUAAUCCAGACGGAGCGGGAACUGCAACGUUCCUUCACAAGUCCGUAUCUACCCUCGAAAGCCGAGAAGGACAUCGUUUCGUCCUAUUGCUGCGCGAAUCGCAGUGAGCGACUGCAUCCGCAUUUGUGGAAACGCUAUCACUCCUAUCCCUUUGGCAGCAACUGCAAGCCGUCUGAUUGUGCCGCACCCACUUCACCCAAUGCUGACACAUCCAUAUCCAUGGAAGUCAGCAUUCCAAUGGCUGCACCACCGCCCACUCCAAUGGCCACCCCGAGCAGCAAAAUUCAAGUCAAACAGCGCAUGGCACCAGAGGAUCAGCAAGCUCCAGUUGAAACCCAGCUGAAAUCAAAGAUCUCAAGUGAAUCCCAGCAGAAGUUGGUUGGCAGCAAGUCGAGCAAGAAGACUCCACGUGCCUCCAGCUCGGUUAGCUAUGCGGCACAUGCCACAUCCCAUGCCAAAGUCGAGGGAGGCAACAACGAUGGCAACACGCGGAUGAGCAGCACUCAACGUCGCCUCAACUACGAUCCACGUGCCACACUGAAACGUGCCACAACCCUAAAGAAAGCUGCCACAGUCAACACGGUCAACACGGUCAACUCGACUCCAGCCACUGUUCAUGAAUCAUCAAUGAAGCGCAAGAUGAUCGAGGAACUGGAGCAAACACAACGUCAUCGCUUUCAUCAGUUUGUGUCGCAACAGGCGGAAGAGCAACAGCGCAUGCGGGAGGAAUUUCAAUCCCAGCAACAACUUCUGAUGGAUCAAAUGCUGUCCGACAUAAGCAUUUACACCUUUGAUAAAUUCGAGGCGCCUGAUCAACCAGAAUCCGAUUCCAGCUCAAUAACUUCGUUGCCACAAAGUCGCCUCGACUUGGACAGCAACGAAGAUCACAAGUCUGGCAUGUGAUCAAAUAUAAAUAAAUACAAAAAUUUAAAUAAAUAACGUUAAUAAAUAAAUAAAUAAAGAUAUCAACGA